CUUCAUCUCCCCUCCGCAGCGCGUCUAAGACGUGGCAGAUAAACAACCAAAACGCCGCGUUUGCAGCAGGAGCAGUUCCAAGGAAUAAGACGUCUUCGGCGGCAGGCGGAAGUAAUAGUUCCUCGGACGAGGAGAUGCUGUUCGAGAAUCGGAAAACAGAAUCUCCUCGACCACGUCCCACUACACCAGGCCAUCAUCAUGAACUUGAAGGUCAUAGUCAAGAAACCUGUUUCCCGGAUGUUCUGGGCUGGCGGCGAGCGCUGCUGAUCGAUGGGAUCAUGUACUUUCUUCUCGCCGUAGAGAAAAAUGAGCCGGAAGCGCUGGUCUUGCUGCUCUCUCACCUGGACUGCAUGCAGGUCACCGCAACCAGGGUCUUCCACUUGCUGCAACGAUGCAGCGGCCGGGAGAUAAGCAACAGCAAGCAGGGAUUUGUACGGAGCUUCUUGUGGCAACACCACCGGGUGCUGUUUCAACUGAAUCGCCACCGGGCGGCGCAAGCAGUGGUGCACGCGGCGUGGCUCGACGUGCGGGAGCAAGAGAAGCAGAAUGAAACUGUCGAAUCGUUGAUGGGUGGAGGGUCUGGACCUGCAACAACUUCUACAGAAAUCACUACUUCAUCUACAAGCACCAGCGUUCUUCUGGAGAGUGUUCUUCGCUCGCUCUACAGUAGCGACCAGAAAGCGUUCUGGACAUUGGUGAAAAAGUCGCACCACGACGAGCAGUUACAAAGUGCAACUACAACAAGUUCUUGCUUCAGCACGACCGGCGGGUUGCGCUCGUUGCUAUCCGACGCGGAGCUCUUUGCGGUUUAUUCGCAGGCCGACCCUUUGCGUUGCUUCUUCGUCCUGAAUCUCUGGAGAAGGACAAAAUUGCGAUCAAGGAAAACAACAGCAGAGAAUUUGAAAGCAGCUUUUUCUUUUAUUUUGCUGGAUGGUACUUCGAAUUCGUUGCCUGCACACGACCGUGGUGGAACUCAAGACAUCUACACCCUCGUCGCCACUUGGUGUAGUUUUGCAGGCGCUUCUGGCAGCAGUGCCUCAACAUCCGGACUUCGGCAGCAGCUUCGAGACCGGCUCGGCGAGACAGAUCAGGACGUCGUCGCUAGUUUGGUACAAGAAAACCACUUCGCUACGCUGGAUUCACCGGAUGGUGAUGCAGAAGGAACAGGAGUAACUACAGGGGCUUCGUCAUAUGCUUUGCAAAUUCGCUUCUACCGCACAGCAAGUAAAACUGGAUGUGGAUCUGGAAAAAGAAUUUGCAUUAACAAGCUGGACGAAGAUUAAGAGUUCAUAGCUGAAACAAACCUAGAGUACUCAAAUGAACUAUAUGUAUCUUAUCAAGGUCAUGUACUAGUAUUACUAGGUCUCAGAAAAACGAAAAUCAAAAAAGUGUGCCGCGCGCUAAUGAUGCGAUGAUCCGAAGCCAGACCUUCUUGCCGUGUGACGUUUUUCAUUGGAUCAUGGCAUCGCGUCAGGAGCUCCUGGAGGUGGUGCUCCUCGUCCCACUACUGGAGGCAUAACAAGGACAUCAUCAGCUUUGGCCGGAUCUUCAACUACGCCCAGGUCGUGGUCUACUUCCGCUUCUGGCUUACUCGCUAGCGAAAUCAACUUCCACGUGAAGAACUGUUUUCUCGAAGGUAAUGCCGACGACCUCAAGCAGCUAUUCCAGCUGGUCUUGGAAAAAACAGGGGAUGUCGAACACCUGUGCCAGUGUCUCCUUCAGCUGCAUACAAAGAGCGCAGCCUCUUGGGCUGGUGCAGCAGCGGGGGAAACAAGUGCCGGGACGUCGGAAGGAGCCGGAGCUGUUCUUGGUGCUAGCACGCUGUCGAAUGGUGACGUUGAGCUUUCUUCUAGUACUCAAGAGCAGCAGGACAUGGUGGACCACUUCUGUGAAGAAGGUGCAAUCAUGACUGCUGUUACCACCUCCUGUGCAACCUCCGUCCUUGAAAGAACUACCCGUCCUCUAGAGGAACAGCUGAUCAAGUUUGCGAUGUGCCACCUCGACCACUACCCUGAGAUUUACCGGUAUGGAAGCGUCAGGUUUGAAAUCGUCAAAGUUGAAAUAGUCUGUAAUGCAUAAAAUGCAUGACCCGAGGCACGUGUGUUGCAGAGCAGGUAAGUGAGGCCGAUUGCAAGCCUGUUCGGGGUUACAGCUCGAGCUGCUAAAGUAGCAUGAGAAAAUCGCUCUUCUUUGCCUAAACAGCAUGACAAACUGGAUCUAGGGACCACCGAAAUUUGUCAUGCGCCACUUGAAAACUGGAUUCCAACUGGCAUUCAUUUUAUGCAUGACAAAUUAUUUCAACUUUGUUGAUUUCAACUCUGACACAUCCAUAACCGGUGUCUGUCCCCCUUACCGCACUUCCGGACGUUGCUGCGAAAGGAGUUAUCUGCGCUGCUAAAAGUGCUGCCUGUAAAUAAAGUCGAAGCGGUGCUUAGUCGAGACAUUGUUGAUGAUCCACGAGCUCCUGGUGGUUCACCAGCUCUAACAAACCAGGGAAAAAUGGGAGGAAAUAAGGAGCUAUUUGUAGUAAAAAAAGCGAACGACGACCAGCCACAGCCUUUCUCGAUAAAAAAAACACCGCCAGAAGCAAGACCUGACACUAGUAGUAGUAGCCCAAAGACAACCUCCAGAGAGGCGGGACAACUACACGAUAAAGUAGAUGAAAUACCAAGAAAAAAAGAAUCUUCCUUUCUCCGGAGUCAGCUACUUGAUUUUUGCUCCGAGCUGGAAGCUAUGAACUGCAAAAGUAUCGUACUCGUAUAAAUGCAGAUCUUGCAUUACAAAUUUCUUUUUCAAGGCAAAUCAGCAUUACAAAUUUUAUUUCUCAUGCUGAGAAAAUUUGUAAUGCAUUUAUACGAGUACGAUACUUUUGCAGUUAAUAGAAGCCGCGCGAAAGACAGCAGAGGUGGAGCGGCGAAAAGCGGAAGAUCAGCGAUAUGACACCCUCAGAAUGGAAAUCCUCAAAGUGGAAAUAAUUUGUGAUGCAUGGAAUGCGCCACCAAAAAGACUGUGUUGCAGCGAACGCAAUGGAAGCCGACUAUUGUGCUUCUACGGGUUAAGGAUUGGAGUGCUGAGUAGCAUGACAGAAACGCACCCCUUUGCCUCACUAGCAUGACAGACACGUUUUGAGUGCAGCCCGGGAAAUUUGUCAUGCGCCGACUAUAAAUGGUGCUUCAACUGGAGUCGUUUUUUUUGCAUUACAAAUUAUUUUCACUUUGAGGAUUUCCAACCUGAGGCUUUCAUAAGCGAGCGCUGUACAGGCAGGCUUUUCUGAAGCAGGUGCUGGUGGUGCAGGGCGGGCAAGUAUCAAAUGCAAAAAUGCCUGGGUCUGGAAGAGUCGGAGCUUGUCAUGCACAUUUUGCAUGACGCGUGAGGUCUGUGAUGCUGGUGCUAGCAUCACUGAUUUUUUGAGAGCCUCUUGAUGCUAAUUACGCAUGAGAAAUGCCCUCUCCGCGUGCCAAGAGCUGACUCCUCUUGCUGCUCAUGCAACGCAGAUAUUUUCAGAAUCCGCAAACAUUACAAGUUCCACUCUUGUUCCAGACCCAGACAUUUUGCAAUCCAUAGCAAGGUGGAGGACGGCAGGGGGUCGUGUUCGACCCGACGGCGGUAAGGAUGAAGCUGAUGGAGGAGGCGGAAAUGUUGACGUCGAGCUCAGAAACUGCAGGGAUGAAAACGGCCCCCGCGCAGGAGCAUCGUGGGAAUGGGAAAGAUUCAGAUCAAGUACAGACUCUCAAGAUUCCGUUUUGCACCGUGCCAUUGUUGUGAUUGCAAGAACCGCAGCGCUAUUAAAAUUGAUGUUGGCCAUCAAUAUCAAUUCACGAAUACUUUGAGUUCCUAUUUCUUGUGGCAUUGGCGCCGCAAGAUGAAGAUGGUGUGAAAUCGUACAACGGUUAAGGAUUGUAUUGUUCCUCAU
Molecule: messenger RNA, 3913 nt
Organism: Amoebophrya sp. A120
Lineage: Eukaryota; Dinophyceae; Syndiniales; Amoebophryaceae
Source: the annotation of a GenBank genome assembly